Messenger RNA from Poecilia reticulata (guppy), 3396 nucleotides. Lineage: Eukaryota; Metazoa; Chordata; Actinopteri; Cyprinodontiformes; Poeciliidae. The record is from RefSeq and is a predicted model, not a curated record.
AUUGGUCAUUCUGGAAGUAACAACCGGAUGUAGCAAUAUUAGCUUAACAGGCUAAGAACCGAGAGAUAAACGUCUUGAAGUUUGUGUAAAACAAGGGUUUAAUAAUAAAUUUAUUACCCGUCUUCGGGAAUAUAUUACUUCUGGAUAUCUGUUUUGGAUGGUUGUGAUUAUUUCUAGACGAAAUUUGCGCCACAGAAUGUAAUUGGCCUUUAUUAGCAACAUGAUCAGACUUUCAUCUGAAGAACAGAAUCAGUGUUUUCGAGGUUGAUGCAUGUUAAUAGUUUACAGUUCAGUUAUUUAAGACAAGUCUACACGCUGAAUUUGUGAGACUGUGCGGGGAGGACCACGUCGUCUGUGGACACCACCCCUAACGUUGUUGUCCAGCUGAAGACCGAGAGACUGGGGACACCCAGAUCUAUUGAUCAAGUUUCAGGCAGCAGGAAUAUAGAAGACACGGCUUAUAUGACCGAAACCUUGAUCUACUCUAGAACAUGUGAAGGUUAAAGACAAGGAUUGUGAAAAGGAGAAUCCCAGGUGGAGCGAGGAUUUUUGAGAUGAUGAAGGUUGAAGCAGAUGAACCUGGGUUCAGUUUAGAGACCCCCACACCUGCAGCAUCCACAUCAGACCUGGAGGAAACACAGGACGGCAAAAAUCUCAACUACCACAAGUUGGUGAUUAAAGAAGAGGUCCUCCCAGACUGGAGCUCCAGUUUAGACCAGCAGGACCCAGAACACCCCCACAUAAAGGAGGAAGAUGAGGAACUGAGGAUCAGUCAUAAGGAAGAGCAGCCUACUGUGAAGAGUGAAGAUGAAAAGAAACCUCGAUUAUCGAAGCCUAAUGAAAUCAAAACUGAAGACAACAGAGAGACCGAAGCUUCAACCAGCGGCUCAACUGAACAGAUAGAAAUAGAACUAGAUGGAGAGGACAGCAUAGAACCAGAACCACACAGAAACCUGGAUCCAGCCUGUUCUCAAAAGAACAAGACAACGAUUCUCAAUAGAGGUAAAAGAUCUAAACUGCAUUCAAAAUUCACAGGACAGGUUGGAGUUCACGCUGGAGAGAAGCCAUUUGGGUGCAAUGUCUGUGGUGAAAGAUUCAAAAAGAAGUCCCAUGUUAAAGUGCACAUUAUGACACACACAGGAAGUGAAGAACAUGGCUGUGAUCUUUGUGGGAAAGUAUUUAAAAAAAAGAGCUACCUUCAGAUACAUAUGAGGCUUCACACUGGUGAGAGACCAUUUGCCUGUGAUGAUUGUGGUAGGACAUUUCAUAGAAAGACCAUUCUUAAGAACCACCUGGCAGUCCAUUCAGGAGAAAAACCAUUUUCCUGUGAUGUCUGUGGUACAAGAUUUAAAAGAGAGAAAUCUCUCAAAAACCACGUGUGGUUGAUUCACACUGCAAAGAAGCCAUUUUCUUGUGCUGUUUGCAGUAAAAGAUUUUCCCAAGAAGAACAUCUGAAGACUCACAUGGGUGUUCACACAGGAGAGAAACAGUUUGUGUGUGGGUUUUGUAGUAGGGGAUUUUCACUGAAAUCAAAUCUAAAGACGCACAUGCGCGUUCACACCGGAGAGAAACCUUUCACCUGCAAUAUUUGUAGUAAGGAGUUUUCAAGACAAGAUCAUCUAAAGAGUCACAUUCGUGUUCAUACGGGAGAAAAACAAUUUAUUUGUGGGGUUUGUAGCAAAGAAUUUGCACUAAAACAGAAUCUAAAGACACACAUGCGUGUUCACUCAGGUGAGAAACCAUUCACUUGCAGCAUUUGUAGUAAAGGAUUUUCUCAACAAAAUCGUCUCAAAAGUCACAUGAGUGUUCACACGGGGGAAAAACCGUUUGUCUGUAGCGUUUGUAAUAAAGAAUUUUCGCAGCAGCGCAAUCUAAAAAUUCACAUGCAUAUACAUACAGGCGAGCAGCCAUUUCUUUGCAGCAUCUGUGGUAAAGGAUUUUCACUGCAAAGGAAUCUUAAGAUUCACAUUCGCGUUCACACUGGGGAGAAACCGUUUGUUUGUAGUUUUUGUAGUAAAGGCUUUUCACGACAAGAUUAUUUAAAAAGCCACAUGCGUGUUCAUACGGGAGAGAAACCGUUUGUUUGUGGUGUUUGUAAUAAAGGAUUUACGCAACAACAAAAUCUGAAAAGACACAUGGAGGCUCACACCGCAUGAUUCAGGUGUAGUGAAUGUUUGGGUGGGGGAAAUAAAGAUAAAUCUACCUGUGCAACUCCUUCCAGGGGAGCAAUAGUUUUAUUGUAAUAUGUGUAAAUUCAGAUGAAAUCAACAAACAUAUCUUGAAUUUCACAUGAUAUGUAGUUUCUACUACAGUGCAUUUCACAAACUGGAAAUCUAAAAAGAUCAAUGGUCUAUCUAUCUAUCUAUCUAUCUAUCUAUCUAUCUAUCUAUCUAUCUAUCUAUCUAUCUAUCUAUCUAUCUAUCUAUCUAUCUAUCUGGAGACAUUUCAAUUAAAGUGAAACAGGAACCUUUGGUUUCGAUAAGUGGUGAAUUUAACUACAAGAGCCUUCCAAUCAAUCAAACGUUUAACCACAAAUAAGAUAGCGCCUUUGGUUCUGAUCUUUGUAAAUAACACUUUAAGCAAAGUGCCCAUGCCUUUUUAAGGACUCAGAGCUUUUAUUAUGUCCAGCACCUUUUAACAAUCGUUUCCCAGUCCAUGAACCACACUGAACAGCAGGUGUGAAAUAUUCUCCAGCUUUAACAAACCUGGGGCUAAAUUAAAAAUGACCAUAAAGUCAUCAGUCAACUUCUUCAAAGGUUUGCCAUAAAUAUUGGGGAUGAGGGGAGGACACUGAUUGAUGUUAUUUUUAUUUGAGCAGUUUUUAAAGUUUAUUCAAUCCUAUGUGUAAAUAUUAACAGGAUUCUUUUUUAUUUAUUUUUUCUACCUGCUCCUGGAAUCACCAAGCUCCUCACAACAAAAUCUCAAGGUGGCAGCAACUGGCCAACUGUCAGUAAUUACAGCUCCUCACUGAUGUACAUAUGAACUUCUGUUUUCAGAUACUGGGUGUAGUUUAGAUGCACAUGUAAAUGUAAUGGCGCUAGAAUCAGGUGAGCUCUGAAAUAAAUAGUUUCACUUUGUCCUGAACAUCAUGUCUUUCUGACUCCUGCAAAGUAGUCAGAAAGACUACUUUCUGACUACUGAUGCAGAAGAUACAUCAGUAUCUUCUGCCAAGAUACUGAUGUUAGCAUCUUGGCAGAACUUGAUCACUACAGCCGUCCUUCCCAUUUUCCUCUUUAUAGAAGAAACACGUUAUCCUGUUGCCUAAUUCAAAAUUAUGUGCUUUCCUGAAAAGGUUUGUUUAAAAAAAAUAACUGUUAUGCCUGUGUAUAAAUAAUAUUCAAAAUGUGUGUACAUUCAGCAUUGUCUUCUUUUUAUAAUAAAUGUAAUUUAAUUUCA